Molecule: messenger RNA, 3360 nt
Organism: Condylostylus longicornis
Lineage: Eukaryota; Metazoa; Arthropoda; Insecta; Diptera; Dolichopodidae
Gene: Rpn2
Product: 26S proteasome non-ATPase regulatory subunit 1
Exons: 3
Coding region: 186-3254 (1022 amino acids)
Biological process (GO): proteasome-mediated ubiquitin-dependent protein catabolic process; regulation of protein catabolic process
Cellular component (GO): proteasome regulatory particle, base subcomplex; proteasome storage granule; nucleus
Molecular function (GO): enzyme regulator activity
Source: RefSeq, a predicted model, not a curated record
UUUGAGGAGCCAAAUGUCAGAAAUAGCAGAAAUAGCAUUUUUGAAUGAGGUUGCAGAAAUCUAAAAUUAUAAAAAUUAAAAGUAGAUUGAAUUUAAAGUUAUUGCAUUAAACAUAAUAUUAUUAUUUUAUUGAUAAAAAAUUCAAAUACUUGCAAACUAAUAUAAAAGCACAAGGAGUUUUGAAAAUGAGUAUAACUUCGGCAGCAGGUAUAAUUUCGCUGUUGGAUGAAUCGCAGCCGGAAAUAAAAAUAUUUGCGUUAAAAAAAUUGGAUAACAUUGUUGAUGAAUUUUGGCCAGAAAUAUCGGAAUCCAUUGAAAAAAUAGAAAUGCUUCAUGAAGAUCGAGGUUUUCCAGAAAAUAAAUUAGCUGGCGUUGUAGCUUCAAAAGUUUUUUACCAUCUUGGUUCAUUUGAAGAUGCUUUGACUUAUGCAUUAGGAGCGGGCGAUUUAUUCGACGUUAAUUCUAGAAAUGAAUACACAGAAACCAUAAUUGCGAAGUGUAUUGAUUUUUAUAUAGCACAAAGGGUGGCCUUUAUUGAAAAUAACAAAGAAGCAAAAUCUGUAGAUUCUCGCUUGGAAGCAAUCGUAAAUAGAAUGAUUCAACGUUGUUUAGAUGAUGGUCAAUAUAGACAAGCUUUAGGGAUUGCAUUGGAAACACGAAGGAUGGAUAUUUUUGAAGCUGCUAUAAUGAAAUCAGAUGAUGUUAAUGGAAUGCUAGCUUACGCAUAUCAAGUAACAAUGUCUUUAAUUCAAAAUAGGGGAUUUAGGAAUGAAGUAUUACGUUGUUUGGUUGAUUUAUAUAGAAAUUUAUCUACCCCUGAUUACGUUAAUAUGUGCCAAUGUUUAAUUUUCUUAGAGGAUCCUUUGGCUGUUGCAGAAGUCUUAGAUAAAUUAACUAGAUCAUCAGUUGAACAUAAUAAUUUAAUGGCUUAUCAGAUUGCAUUUGAUUUAUAUGAGUCGGCAACCCAGCAGUUUUUAGGGCAAGUUUUGCAAGCUCUAAAGGCAACUGCACCAAUUCCGGGGGCUUUGCCGUCUACUUUUAAACCACAAGGUCAAAAUGAGUCGAAAAGUGAUGAAGAAAAAGCAAAGGAAAAAGAACAACGGGAUCUGCUUAUUGGAGAUGCAAAAGAAAGUGAACAUUCAACCGACGGAAUUGAUGGAACUGAUAUUAAAUUUAAGCGAACUGUUGACUCGCUAAACGAUUCUGAAAAAGUUCACCAAAAAAAUAUUGAAAAAUUAAUUUCCAUUCUUUCUGGUGAAAUCUCAAUUGGACUGCAAUUACAAUUCUUGAUAAGAAGUAACCAUGCCGAUUUGCAAAUACUACGCUCUACAAAGGAAGCAGUCAGAGUGUCAAUCUGUCAUACAGCUACAGUAAUUGCAAACGCUUUUAUGCACAGUGGGACUACAAGUGAUCAGUUUUUAAGAGAUAACUUAGAUUGGUUGGCAAGAGCAACAAACUGGGCUAAACUAACAGCGACUGCUUCGCUUGGAGUAAUUCAUCGUGGACAUGAGGCUGAUUCUUUGGCAUUAAUGCAGAGUUAUCUUCCAAAAGAAGCAGGUCCAAGUUCAGGAUAUUCUGAAGGUGGAGGACUAUAUGCCCUUGGUUUAAUUCAUGCUAAUCAUGGCACAAACAUAAUAGAUUAUUUAUUACAACAAUUGAAAGAUGCUCAGAAUGAAAAUGUUCGCCAUGGAGGCUGCUUGGGUUUAGGACUGGCUGCGAUGGGUACCCAUAGGCAAGAUUUGUAUGAACAACUCAAAUUUAAUUUGUAUCAAGAUGAUGCAGUUACUGGAGAAGCUGCAGGCAUUGCGAUGGGAAUGGUCAUGCUCGGUUCCAAGAACUCUCAAGCCAUUGAAGAUAUGGUGUCAUAUGCACAAGAAACACAACAUGAAAAAAUUUUAAGAGGUUUAGCGGUUGGCAUUUCGUUGACUAUGUUUGCUCGAUUAGAAGAGGCUGACCCAUUGGUGACAAGCUUGUCAACAGACAAGGAUCCUGUAUUAAGACGAUCUGGCAUGUAUACGAUAGCUAUGGCAUAUGGUGGUACCGGUAGUAAUAAAGCCAUUAGAAAACUUUUACAUGUAGCAGUUUCUGAUGUGAAUGAUGAUGUCCGUAGAGCUGCUGUGACAGCCAUUGGUUUUAUUUUAUUUAGAAACCCAGAGCAGUGUCCUUCAGUUGUCUCAUUACUAGCAGAAUCUUAUAAUCCACAUGUGCGAUAUGGAGCUGCAAUGGCUUUAGGUAUAGCUUGCGCUGGAACUGGUCUAAGAGAAGCUAUUUCAUUACUAGAACCAAUGGUUAAGUUUGAUCCAGUGAAUUUUGUCCGCCAAGGCGCUUUGAUAGCAUCAGCAAUGAUAUUGAUCCAGCAUACAGAUCAAACUUGCCCGAAAGUUUCUUUCUUUAGGCAGCUUUAUUCUGAAGUUAUCACCAAUAAACAUGAAGAUGUAAUGGCAAAAUAUGGUGCAAUUUUGGCGCAAGGAAUUAUAGAUGCAGGUGGACGUAAUUGUACUCUCAGUUUGCAAAGUCGUACGGGACACACCAAUUUACAAGCAGUUGUCGGUGCUUUAGUUUUUACUCAAUAUUGGUACUGGUUUCCACUUGCGCAUUGUUUAUCGCUUGCUUUUAUCCCUACUUGCUUGAUAGGCUUGAACUCUGAUUUAAAAAUGCCAAAAAUGGAAUUUAAAUCAGCUGCAAAACCUUCACUUUAUGCUUAUCCGGCUCCACUUGAAGAAAAGAAAUCGGAGGAAAGAGAAAAAGUUGCUACAGCAGUUCUUUCAAUAGCCGCUAGACAAAAACGGCGAGAAAUUGCAGAUAAGAAAGAUGACGAUAAAAUGGAAGUUGAUGAAGAAGUAAAAGACGUAUUAAAAGAAUGUAAAGAUGAAAAGUGUAAGAAAGAAACUGAUAAGAAAGAUGAGAAAACGACGACAGAAAAGAAAAAGGAUGAUAAAAAAACUGACGAAAAUAAAUCUCUAGACAAAAAGGAGGAUGAGAGAAAGGAUGAAAAAAAAAAGGAACCUGAGCCAGCAUUUGAAAUUUUGCAAAAUCCCGCACGAGUAAUGAGACAACAAUUAAAAGUUAUUAGUGUGCCGGAAGGUCAAAGUUAUGUUGCCUUGAAAGAUGUAACAAUAGGGGGUAUAAUAGUACUACAGCAUACUGGAAAAUCUGAACAAGAGUUGGUUGAACCAGUUUCUGCUUAUGGGCCCAAAAAUGAAGAUGUUAAAGAACCCGAAGCACCAGAGCCAUUUGAGUACAUUGAAGAAUAAGUCAUUAUUUAGUAUAUAAAUUUUUCCAUCUACAAUAGAUUUUAUAUACAUUUAUUUUUUGUUUAUAAUAAAUCGUGUCUAACAGCAAUAAUGUAAUUUAAAAGUA